Molecule: messenger RNA, 6126 nt
Organism: Condylostylus longicornis
Lineage: Eukaryota; Metazoa; Arthropoda; Insecta; Diptera; Dolichopodidae
Gene: sima
Product: protein similar
Exons: 12
Coding region: 479-5746 (1755 amino acids)
Biological process (GO): regulation of transcription by RNA polymerase II; cellular response to hypoxia
Molecular function (GO): protein dimerization activity; DNA-binding transcription factor activity, RNA polymerase II-specific; RNA polymerase II transcription regulatory region sequence-specific DNA binding
Source: RefSeq, a predicted model, not a curated record
AAAAACCAAAAUAUUUACAAUAUAUGAUAAGUUUAUAUAAAAAAUAUUAUAAGUUGUAAUGGAAAUUAUAUAAAUAAUAAAAAGAAAAGUGGAAUUUAAAUAGGAUAAUAUCUGAAAAUAAACGAAAAUUUUAAUGGAUCUUAAGCUUACAUCAAAAUAAAAAAAAAAAAGAAUUGGUGCCACGCAAAAAAAUUUUGUAAAAAUAAAAUAUUUUUAAUUGUGUUUUUCAAUAUUGAAUAUUAAAGUAAUUCAAUUCAUAUUAGUGAAAAAUAUUAAUUUGUUUAAAGAUAAAAUAAAUUGUUUUUGAUAUUAUUGUCUCUUUUUAUCUUUUGUGCUUCAUAAAAAAUAAUUUACUUUUAACUGUAUAACUAAUCACAAACAUUAUAUAAAAACCUUGAAAAUCUUGAAUUGUGUUGUUUCGAUAAACAUUCAUAAUAAUUUCAUUCGGCCAAUAUUUUCACAAAAAUACAAUUUCGAAAUGGGUAGAGAAAAACCUCCUGUUCCGGUAAUAAACGAGACUGGAGGCGAAGUUUUAAUUAUAAAACCGAAAGAAAAAAGAAGGAGCAAUGAGAAAAGGAAGGAAAAGUCUCGUGACGCUGCAAGAUGUCGUCGGUCUCGCGAAACGGAUUUGUUUACUGAAUUGGCAGACGGAUUACCAAUAAAACGUGAAGAAGUCGAACAAUUAGAUAAAGCAUCUGUUAUGAGAUUGGCUAUAUCAUUUUUAAAGAUUCAUGAUGUUGUAAAAUUUUUCCCAAAAAUUAAAGAUUUACAAAUAAAAGAUGAAACAGAUAGAAAAUGUGAAGAUUCUAUUCCAGCAGAAGACAAUGAAAUAAAACCAUUUGAUCGCUUUUGGAAUAAUAAAGAUACAAUAAAUUUGAUAAAUAAUUGCUUGGAUGGAUUUCUUUUGAUCUUGUCAAGUGAAGGGGAUAUCACAUAUUCAUCUGAAAGUAUUUCAGAUUAUUUGGGCCUUUCACAGAUUGAUAUACUUGGUAAUCCAGUAUGGGAAUAUAUUCACCAAUGUGACCAUGAUGAAUUAAAGGAAGCAUUAAAUGUUCGUAAAAAUAGUUCACAAGAUACUAUUAAAGAAGAAAAUGAUAAAGAGCAACAAGAUUUUAAAACAUGUCAUCGUGAUUUCUUUUUAAGAUUUAAAUGCACACUAACAAGCCGUGGCAGAAGCGUCAAUAUAAAAAGUGCUUCCUAUAAGGUUAUACAUUUAGUUGGUCACAUGAUUGUAAACAAUGAAGGUGAAAAAAUUUUAAUUGCAAUUGGAAGAGCAAUUCCUCAUCCAUCAAAUAUUGAAAUACCGUUGGGAACUACAACAUUUUUAACAAAACAUUCACUUGACAUGAAAUUUACAUAUGUUGAUGAGAAAAUGCAACAAGAAUUGAACUAUAAAGCCGAUGAUUUGCUUGGUAAAUCUUUAUACAAUUAUCAUCAUAGUUGUGAUUCAGAACAGCUAAUGGCAACCUUUAAAAGUGCUCUUAGCAGGGGACAAGGGGAAACAUGCCGUUAUCGUUUUCUUGGUAAAUAUGGUGGUUAUUGUUGGCUGGUAACACAGGCUACAAUUGUUUAUGAUAAACAAAAACCACAAAGUGUUGUUUGUAUUAAUUAUCUAAUAAGUCAACUUGAAAAUGAGAAUGAAAUAUACUCAUAUGAACAAUUUGAAGCUAAUAAUAAAGAUCAAAAGAAGAGAAUGUGCAAUAAUAAUAAUAAUAUUGUUAGUGAUGAAAUUAAUGAUAAUAUUAAAAAUAAAAAUGAUAUUAAAAAUUUGAGUGAAAAUAAAAUAAUCAAAGUGCAAGUUAUGGAUGAUAUGGAAGCUCCAAUAAAAUUAAUCAAUUCACCAACAUCUUCAAUAUUUAAAACUACAAAUCAAAAUCAAAAUAAUAUUAAUAAUAUAAUUAAUAAAAAUAAUUUAAUACGUGAAAAUUCACUUUCACCACUUCGUCAAACAUUGAAGAAUUUCACUAUUACAAAACAACAAAAUCAACAACGACAACAACAGCAACAAAAAGAUUUGACAGAAUCCACAAUAAAAUCAACAUCAUCUGUUGAUAUUAAUUGUGAUGGUGAUGGUAAUGAUAUUGUUAUUAAUAAUGAUUCAUAUUCAUCUUCUACAGAUAUAAAAUUGAAAACAAUUGAAUCAAAUGAUAUCAAUAUAAAAAAGAACAACAAUAAUAACAAUAAUAAAGUUAUUAAUAAUAAAAAAUUAUUUAUUGUUGGUGGGGGAGGUGGUUAUCAAAAAACACCAACAGUAAAUAAUAAUAACAGUAAUAAUAACGAUAACAUCAAAAAGGAACCUAAAAAGCCAAAAUCAGUUACUGCAUCUGUAUUUACACAAGUUAAACCAAAUGAACGUAGUGCAAUAUUAUUAAAUACAAAUGCUCAAUUUAAUGUUGCAUCUCGUGCCCAAUCAGUUACAGCAUCAAUAUUUAAACCAAUAUCACAAAUAUCAAAUAUAUUAGUAACCACAAAACCAAAUAAUAAUAACAAUAAUAUAAAUAACGGAGAAAAUAAUAAUAUAACUGUUGAUAAAGGCAAAAAUAAUAAUAAUAAUAACAGUAACAUUAAUAAUAACAGUAAUCAUAAUAAUAAUAAUAAUAAUAAUAAUAAUAAUAUAACUGGAGAACAAAACCCUGUUAUUCCAAAAGUUCAAAUAUUAUCUUCUCCAUCAAUAACAAAUUCGUCUGUUGAUAAACGACGUUCAGAAGAUAUGAACAAAGGAUAUAUUUCGUUUGCAGAAGACGGCGAUUUAACAAUGUUCAAAGAAGAACCAUACGAUUUAACAAAUCUAGCACCAACAGCUGGUGAUUCUUGUAUACCAUUACAUGAAUCAACACCAUUAUUUGGUGAAAUGCUUGAAGGAUUAAUAUUACCCGAUUCAUAUGCUAGUUUAUUACCAGAUGAAAUUAAUUCAAUAGAUUCACAACAAAGUAAUAAUCAAAAUAAUUGCAAUAAUAAUAAUAAUAAUAAUAAUAAUAACAACAAUAAAAAUGGUAAUACAUCAAUAGAUCCUUUCAUUAAUUAUCGUGAUGAUACAAGUGAUACAGCUAGUUCACCGCAUUUACUAUCGCCUGGUGGUUUAUCAAAGAGUCCAGAAGCUAGCAGUUUACCAUCAUUAUGCAGUCCGCAUUCAUUAAGUCAAGAAGAUGAAUUUGCAUUUAUGACUAUGAAUGUUGAAGAUGAUAUUGAUUUAUCAAUGCGUGCUCCAUAUAUUCCAAUGAAUGAACAAGAUGAUUUACCAUUAUUAACUGAUGAUUUAAUGUGGAGUGCUUUUACUGAAGAAUUAAGUUUAUCUAAAGAUAUGAAAGAUGUUAUGCAAAUACCAGAUAUAACAGCAUUAAAAAAUCAAAUAAAUCAAACAAAUCAUAAUUGUUAUAAUAAUAACGUCAAUAAUAACAGUAAUAGUAAUGAUAGUAAUAGUAGUAAUAAUAUUAAUAGUAAUAAUAAUUGUUUAACAACACAAUUAAAUUUAAAAGCACAAUCACAUAAUAUUCAACAGCAACAACAACAACAACAACAUCAUGAAUUACAGCAAACAACACCAAUUAUAGCAACAUCAAUAUUACAAACUGUUAAUAAUAUUAAUUUAAUUAACAAUAAUAGUAAUAAUAAUAAUAAUAACACAAAUAGUAAUACAAAUGAAAAUGUAAAUGAAUCUAGUUUGGUAAAUUUAUUAUGCAAUAAUAAUAGUAAUGAUGAUAAUAUAAAUAAUAAUAAUAAUAAUAGUAAUAAUAAUAAUAAUAAUGACGAUAAUAUUAUUUUAAAUAAAUUAUCAACAACGGACGAUGAUAUUAAUUGUAAGAAACGUAAAUAUAUUGAUGAUAAUUUAUGCGAUUCCAUUGAUGCAUUUGGUCAAGUUUUUAAUAAUAAAAAUUGUUCAAAUCUUGAUUGUUGGUCUGUUAAUGAUUUAUUGCAAUUAGAUCAAGAAAAUAUUCAAUUUAAUGAUAAAUCACAAAAUAUAUUAAUAUCAAAUUUGACGAAUGGUAUUGUUUCGGCACCAGCAACAUCAAAUACAUCAUCACCAUCAAUAAUAUCAACAAUUUCUCCAAUAACAACAACGGCAACAACAACAACAAUACAUGUCCCAUUAAUAACUAUACAAAACAAUUUAAAAACUAAUCAAUUAAAUAGUAACAAUAAUAAUAAUAAUAACAAUAAUAAUAAAUUAAAUAUACAAAUAAAAAAUGAGAAUAAUUGCACAAAAAAUAUAAUAUUAGAAAAUCAUAAUAUUAUCAAUAAUGAUAAUAAUCAAAAUUCUUGUAGUAAUAAUAAUAAUAACAACAACAAUAAUAAUAGUAAUAACAAUAAUAAUAAUAAAUCAAUAAUAACAACAAAUCGAAUUUUAAAUUCUUGUAAUAAUAACAAUAUAAAUACCUCACAAGUCAAUACUGUCAAAUUGAUUCCACAUUCUACAAUUAUAUUAAAUGGUACACAUUUAACAAAUAAUAAACGUCAUAUUAUUGGAGCUACAACACAAUUAGAUUCUAAACGUAUAAAAUGUAGUGAAAAUUCUUCAUUAAUAACAAAAACAACAGCAUUUACAACACCAGUAACAUCUAUUGGUAAUAAUAUAAUAACAUCAUCUUUACAAAGAACUCAACCAAAUGCUAAUGUUCAGCAAUCACAACAACAACAACAGCAAAAUGAAAAAACAAUGCAAAAUGUUGAAAUACAGACGACACCACAUUUAUUACAACAAUUAAUUUCUGCUCCAAAUCCUAAAAUACAAAAGGAUAAUAAUAAUCAAAAAAAUCAGAAAAAUAUAUCUGGAAUAGAUAAAUACAAUCAGAAUAAUAAAAAAGAUAAUGAUGGUCUAAUAAUUAACAAGACACAUAAUAAUCAUUUAGAACAAUUGAAAUUACGUCAACAACAACAACAACAACAGCAACAACAGCAUUCACCAUCGAAUUCUGUUUUAAAGAAUCUUUUGGUUAGUGGAUGUGAUAGCACAUCUCCAUUGCCACCUUUAAUUACAGAUGAUGAAAACAGUCAAGACACAAUUAACAUGAAUUCAAAUCAGAUAUCACCAUGCACUUAUUAUAAUCGGCCAUACAGUUGCAGAAAUGGAUCAGCUCAAUUAAUACGUAAUUGUGGAGCUAAUCCAAUGUUUGGUGGUCCAACAAUGUUACCAUCACCACCGAUACCAGAAUUUUUCAAUACAACUAGAAAAAUUGAAUCAACGAGGGCAUUAAAAGUUUUAUCACCGAAUAUAUGUAAUAUUGAAAAUGAUAUCAGCAAUGAUAGUGGUAUUGAUGAUGUCGGAACAAAUGUUCAAAAUUCAUUUAAAAUAACAUUUGAUGAGAUGGCAUUCGAUUUGCAAAAGCAAUUAGAAUUAAAUAAUAAAUCAUCAAUGGCAACAGAAAUGGGCAUAAACAAUAAAAAUGAUGCAUUUAAGAAUGAAUUAAAUAAAACUAUAACUGCAGCAAAUAAUUUAAAUGAAAAUGAACCUGGAGGUAAUAAUGAUGCAAUUGCAUAUAAAGCAAGUAAACCACCACCUGAUGUUGCAACAAAUAAUAACUGUUACAAAAAUUUCUUUGAAAAUCAAUCAUUAAAAAGUGAAUCAUCUUCUAUGGAAACUGAGUCUAUGAUAAUCGAUAACAAUGAAAAUGAUGAAAAAAUUUCUUCUUUAAUUGAUGAAUCGACUGGAUCAUUUGGUGCACAAUUUUUAAUGGAUUUCUACUAUAAUAUGGAUACAAAUAUGAAUGAUGAUUUUCUCGUUGAUACUUGGUCGAAUUCUUUGAUGUAGAAAAAAUAAAAUACCAAACUACAAAUUCUAAAAAAUAAAUCAAAAGAAAUAAGUUUAACCGUAGAAAAGAGUAAAUUGAAGUAGAUUAUCGAUCAUUUAUUUAAAAAAAAAAAAUUAAUUAUCUUAAUACAAAUACCUAAUUAAAGUUAAAUACCAUAAAUAUUUGUAAAUUUAAAGUAUUACUAAAAAAAUUCUUUGUUCUUUUACCAUUUAAAUACUCAAUUUUGUUAAACAUUAAUAUCGAGUCUCGUUUUGUUUUUUAUUUCGUUAUGUUUUCAAUAGAUGACGCUGUUUAAUUUAAAAAGAAUUUAAAACAAAAUCAUAUAGUAAAGGUUUUUCUCUUAAUUGUGAACUUAAUUUAAAGGAAAAAAAUUAAAUUU